AUAAGGAUAACCCAACUCCUGCCUUUGAACUUUACCAAUUCGGAACAAGAUCUCGUUCUUGAGAGACAAGUUUUAUUUAUAUAUUAGGGUUUGUUAGAUUAGAUAGAGAGGCAUCUCAUCUCAUCGUUUCAUCAACAAAAAUAAAAAUAGUGAUCCAUCUAUCUAUCCCAUCGGAAGAUCGACGACAAAGGGUGGGUGCAGCGACAACCGCAGCACCAGAAAGAAUGGAGAAUCACAGGCUUGCGCGGGCAGUGCUUCCGAUGAGCGUGAGGUGCGAUACAUGCCAGGGCCACAUGCUCAAGGGCGCCAAAUUCAACAUCAGAAAAGAAGAAGUGGCCGGCGAGGCGCAUUUAGGGAUCCAAAUCUGGCGAUUUUACUUCCGGUGCAGCCAUUGCUUGGCAGUUUUCACGCUGAGGUCGGACCCCAAGAAUUCAGAUUUCGCAGUUGAAGCCGGGGCGACCAGGCAGAAGAACUUGGAGCUGGAGCCGCUGGGCGCCGCGCUUGAUGAGGUCCAAGUCGCUGCUGCUGCUCAAGUCUGAGUCGAGCGGAAGCCACCAUGAAUGAUGAUAGCCUUGCUUCUGAUUCGCUCCCCAUAUGCUAGUGCUUGCAAUUUCAAUUUCAAUUUCCCGCCGUUGUUUUGUUUUUGUUUUUCGUUGUAUUCCUUUCAAUUGUAUCUUGUUUUUAUUACUCGGGAUGGAUGGAUUUAGAUUAUCAGCAAGUUCAAAUUCUCUACAAAACUUUCUCCAACUCAAAAAUUCCAGCUCCAAAUUGAUACAUAACAAUCACAAUUUAUGUUACUUCAAAAGAACAAUCCAUCUAUUAUGUAAAUUAAAAGAAAAAUACAUUUUAAACGGUAUAAAUAUAAUAACAAAAUCAAAAAAUAAAUUGCAACUAACUUCCAAACCACCGUCUAUCAUGAUAAACCACGUUGUUAUCGCAUUUCGAUUAAAAAAAACAAUUUUAAGUCGAAUACAUAUUUAAUAUGCAG
Molecule: messenger RNA, 988 nt
Organism: Linum trigynum
Lineage: Eukaryota; Viridiplantae; Streptophyta; Magnoliopsida; Malpighiales; Linaceae
Source: the annotation of a GenBank genome assembly